CUACCCCAUCAAGUCCUCACAAGACAAGCAACUCCCUACUCCUCCACGUCUCCACAAGACAAGCUACCACUACUCCCAGCUCCAAGUCGUCAUACGACAACAGUCUUCUCUUCUCCCCCUCUUCCGGAAACAACCUUCUUUCUCCCUCCAUCCCAAGAAAAUAUGAGCUCUCUUGCCACCGCUGCUUCCAGGUCUGCCGCUUCCGGCAAGAAGGAAUCCAUCAUCCAGGUCGGCUGCGGCGUCGUGGGCGGCGCCUACGCCAAGGCAUACAAGCACCACGGCUUCGAGGUGCGCGGCUUCGAUGUCGUGCCGGCCAUCAUCGAGAAGAUGAACGCCGCCGGCAUCCCCUGCUGCCACCCGGACAACUGCCCCAACGACCUUAACCCCGAGAUCGUCCUCCUGUCGGUGCCCACCCCGCUCAUCAAGGAGACCCAGCGCCUCGACAUGAAGUACGUCUGGUCGACCGUCCCCCUGGUGGUCAAGCUCAUCGAGCAGUCCACCGGCAUCGCGCCCAUCUUCGUGAUCCGAUCCACCGUGCCCCCCGGCAUGACCAAGAAGUGGAUGGCGGCCGUCAAGGAAAAGACCGACAAGCCGUUCCACGUAGCCUUCCAGCCGGAGUUCCUCCGCGCCGUCUCUUGCGAGGAGGACGCCCGGGCGCCAUGGCAGGUGGUGUUCGGGUACAUGCCCGGAGAGGAGGACGUGAGGGCCCGCAUGACCAACGCGUUCCUCGAGUUCGUCGGCCGCGACGAGUCCAAGCUCACCGUGCUCAACAUCGCGGAGGCCGAAUUCAUGAAGCUCGUGCACAACUACGCGAACGGGCUCAAGAUCUCCUUCGCCAACUGCAUCUACGGCCUCGCCCACGAGCUCGACCCCUCGAUCGACGCCCAGAAGGUGCUCUACCUGGUGUCCUCCACGGCAGAGUGCUUCCUCAGCCGCAAGUACGGCCUCCGCGUGGGCGCGCCGUACGGCGGCGUGUGCCUGCCCAAGGAUGUACCGGAGCUCACCAGCCUCGCGCCAGAGGGCUCCGUGUUCAGGGAGUUCCUGUCGGGCACCGGCAAGAUCAACGAGUGGAUCUCGAGCGCUAAGGCCAAGAACAUGCGGGUGGAGCUCGACGAGAGCCCCAACUGGGUGUCCCCCGACGCCCUCAUGACCUCCUAAGAAGUCACAUCAGCAUGAUCAUCGUUGUUUGAACAUGUUGACUUUUCCUUCCGGGAAAGCACGAUUUUUUGAACACAGACGUUUCCUUUUGGGAAAGCAAAGACGUUGUUGAGACAUGUUUUUAUUACCUCGGCUCUCGUUUGCUUCUCUAGCAAGCAUGAGGUUAGAGAGCACGGGUGAAAAUGUGUUGGCGCUGCUGUACUUGUAGUGCUGCAAGAAGGAUCAUCCGAGACCGAUCGAUUUUGAACGGUAGAUGCCGGUUGCUCAUUUGUGGGCGGUCGAUGUGAUGUUAUACACGUGUGUCCGUUUUUUUUUUACGUGUUGGAGGUGUGGUGAUUUUGAUGUUGUACCAUAUACUACAAUGAGGUUGGCUCUCUGUAUGAAGAGAGGGCAUGACUUUCUGAAUUCUUGUGAGUUUCUCUGCCUUGGCAGACAACUGUGGUGAAGGUGCGGGCUGUCUUCUCGAAGGGGUCGUGCUUGUAAUUUAGAACACUUAUGAUGAGUGUUUACGUGAUGUCGGGCAAUACUUUCGUGCGCAUAUUGCGUAUGGGUGGCUGUAGUGUAGGCUGUCUUUGGUUGUGUUGCGAGGGACAAGCCUACUGGUCACAUUGGAUCAUGGUAGAUGAAUGUGUCCGCAUUUAUUUGGUGACUUUUAAGAUGUACGG
Messenger RNA from Ectocarpus siliculosus, 1823 nucleotides. The record is from the annotation of a GenBank genome assembly. Lineage: Eukaryota; Phaeophyceae; Ectocarpales; Ectocarpaceae.